Gymnodraco acuticeps is the source of this 2885-nucleotide messenger RNA. Its product is annotated as terminal uridylyltransferase 4-like. Gene Ontology annotation, molecular function: nucleic acid binding; zinc ion binding; RNA uridylyltransferase activity. The record is from RefSeq and is a predicted model, not a curated record. Lineage: Eukaryota; Metazoa; Chordata; Actinopteri; Perciformes; Bathydraconidae.
UGAGAAGACUUUAGACGCCAGGCUCACAGACAUGGUUUUAAAUGAGGGGGGAAAACCUCCCUCCCUCUGCCCCAACGGCCUGCUGGACAGUGACAAUGAGGGAGAGGAAGAGGAGGAGGAAGAAGAAGAAGAGGAGGAGGAGGAAAUGAGUAUUUCAGAUAAAGAAGGGCCUGUUCUGCCUGAGGAUCUUCACUAUGUGUUUGAUAAGAUGAUUUUCACCGGUGGAAAGCCUCCAACUGUCGUGUGCAGCAUCUGCAAGCGGGACGGCCACCUGAAGGACGAGUGUCCUGAAGACUUCAAGAAGAUCGAGCUGAAGCCCCUGCCUCCGAUGAACGAGCGCUUCAGAGAGAUCCUCGAUGGGCUCUGCAGAUUGUGCUUCUUUGAAUUGUCUCCCUCACACGCUGAGCAGCAGAAGAGGGAGAUCCUCUACAGCCUGGAGAGGUUUAUAAGGAAGGAGUACAACGAUAAAGCUCAGCUCUGCUUGUUCGGCUCCUCUAAGAACGGCUUCGGCUUCCGUGACAGCGACCUUGACAUCUGCAUGACUCUGGAGGGCCAUGACACUGCAGAGAUGCUGAACUGCAAAGAGAUCAUUGAAGGACUUGCGAAAGUGCUUAAAAGGCAUACAGGUUUGAGGAACAUCUUGCCUAUCACAACAGCUAAAGUGCCUAUUGUGAAGUUUGAACACAGACAGAGUGGUUUGGAGGGAGAUAUUAGCCUUUAUAACACGCUGGCUCAACACAACACCAGGAUGCUGGCUGCAUAUGCAGCCCUUGAUCUACGCGUGCAAUUCCUCGGAUACACGAUGAAGGUCUUUGCAAAGCGCUGUGACAUCGGGGAUGCGUCCAGAGGAAGCCUCUCGUCUUACGCUUACAUCCUGAUGGUGCUUUACUUCCUGCAGCAGAGGCAGCCGCCCGUCAUUCCCGUCCUGCAGGAGAUCUUUGAUGGGAACGCUGUCCCUCAGCGCAUGGUGGAUGGCUGGAAUGCUUUUUUCUGUGAUGACCCGGAGGAUUUGCGCCGGCUUCCGCAGCCAAACACAGAGUCUGUCGGAGAGCUGUGGCUGGGACUCCUGCGCUUUUACACUGAAGAGUUUGACUUCAAAGAGCAUGUCAUCAGCAUCCGCCAAAGAAAACGCCUCACGACCUUUGAGAAACAGUGGACCAGUAAAUGCAUCGCUAUCGAAGAUCCCUUUGAUUUGAACCACAAUCUCGGUGCUGGAGUUUCUCGCAAAAUGACUAAUUUCAUCAUGAAGGCCUUUAUCAACGGGAGGAAGUUGUUUGGGACUCCAUUCUUGCCUAUCCCUGGCACUGAAGUGGACUACUUCUUUGACUCGAAGGUGUUGACGGACGGCGAGUUGGCGCCCAACGACAGGUGCUGCAGGAUCUGCGGGAAGAUCGGCCACUACAUGAAGGACUGUCCUAAGAGACGCAGGAUGAAAAAGAAGGAAAAUGAAAAAGACGAAGACGUAAAAGAUGAGGAGCGUGAGCCAAAGGACAGACGUUGUUUCCAGUGCGGGGACAUGGGUCACGUACGGAGGGACUGUCCUGAGUACCGCCACCUCAAACAGAGGACCGGCGGAGCGCCAGCGCCUCACAUGGUACGAAGUGUGGUGAGCUCCCAGUCCAUCCCCAUCCCGAAGACGGCUGCAGACUGUCCCGGGAGGACCAGACAGCCCUCUGAAUGUUCUGAUAGUCGUCAGACCCCGCCCUACUCCCCUCAGCCCACUGCUGUCCCUCAGAGUUCCUCCCCGCAGCCCUCCCACAUGAAGAGCAGUCCUGCUGGUCCCCAGAAGCAGCCCGGAGGCCCCCCUCUCUCUGUUCCCCCUCUCUCUCUGUUCGGCUUUCCCCCCUCCCACCCAGGCCAGUUCCACCCGGCGGCGCUCACCGCCCUGGGGCUCCUUCCCUCGCACCAGUCCCAGGGGCAGCCUCACCACCCUGUCCACCUCUCUUCCCCCUCCUGGCCCAUACACGGUCCGGUCCUCUCCACGUCCUCUCCCAGCGGCCCCUCCCCGCCCGGCCUCAAAUUCGCCCUGCGUUCGGCAUCAGGGAACGGGAGUCCCACAGGCUCAGGGGGCAACGCCGGCCCAUUGAACCUGAACGACCCCAGCAUCAUCUUCGCCCAGCCGGCGGUGAGGCAGCUGGGCAUGGGGCCGGGCCGGGAGGGGCACUGGCACAACCAUCUGGCACAGGCAGGGGCACUCAUGGGCAACGGCACUGUGGUCAAGUCAGAGUCAGGCCACCCCGGCCAGUUUGUGGGUGUGAACCCGGGCCCUCGGAUAUGGGAGCACAAUAAAACUCCGCAGUACGCCCUGUCCCCAUCCUGGCCCUACAGGAUGCCCCAGAACUUCAUCCAGCAGGGCAACGGAGGCUUCCAGCCCGGGAAACCCUUCGGCCAAGGGUCCAUGGUGCUUCCAAAUCCAAACUUCCCAAUGGUCCCCCACGUUCGACAUCCAGUCAAUCUGAACUUCCUCCAACAAAAGAAGUAAUCUUGGGUUUCCUUUUUAAUUAGUUUUAUGGUCGGUAACAAAACAAAGACAAAUUAUGGACCCAUCCCAUGGAUUUUUCAAAAGAAAUAGAUUUUUUCUCAUUUUUGUACUGUUUUUAUUUCCUGUCUCAUUACAUUGAUUUGUGAUACAAAUGUCAAAUAUUUUAAUACCCCCAUUUUUGAGGGGGUCCAAAAAAGUCUUUUUAUUUUAUGUGUAAAGUAAGGAGGAAAAAUAUAAACCUUUAUUUUUAUUAGCUGUAUUCAUACUUUGCUUGCAAUAUGAAGGCUUUGAAUAGACGUUUGUUUUAAAAACAAUCUUAACUUGUCACCCUAAGUAUGUAGUGCCAAAAGCAGGGAUAGCAAGAAAAAAGGGAACAAAAAAUAAAGAAAAAAGCAAACAACUA